AUGCUAGGCCUCCGAAACAUCAUCAUCCCACCACCACCGUCGCAGAUUACACACCCCUCACCGGUGAUUUUCACGGCGGUGGAAGAUGAUAACAACAACAACAAGACGAGGAACAGUAAUGUUGAAGAGAAAGUGUGCAGAGACUGUGGAAACAGAGCAAAGAAAGAGUGUUUAUUCGAAAGGUGUAGGACUUGCUGCAAAAGCAGAGGAUACCAAUGUGCUACUCACGUGAGAAGCACGUGGGUUCCUUCUUCUUCCUAUCAUCACUCUUCUUCUUCAUCUUCCGACAGAAAGAAAAAGCUCAAAACUUCCGACAAACCCACUGUCUAUAUCGUUCCGACAAUCACUUCUCGCCGUCAAGAGACGAGUUUCAAACAAGGGUUACCGGGAAAGAUCGAAGCUCCGGCGGUUUUUAAACGGACGAGAGUAACAGCGAUAAGCAACGAGGAACAAUCAGAAAUCGGUUAUCAAGCGACAGUAACCAUACAUGGUCAUGUCUUCAAAGGCUUUCUUCAUUACCAUGGCAUUGAUCACAACAAAUCAUUUCCAUGUCUUUCUAAAAAGUUGUAA
Eruca vesicaria subsp. sativa (arugula) is the source of this 570-nucleotide messenger RNA. The record is from the annotation of a GenBank genome assembly. NCBI's taxonomy places the organism in Eukaryota, Viridiplantae, Streptophyta, Magnoliopsida, Brassicales, Brassicaceae.